AUGGUUAUACUAUACAAUGUAUUAUAUUAUUUGAUUCUAUUCCUAGUUCGAAUAAACAUCAGUAGUUCUUCCAACGUUGUGUCCCCCGAGUACUCAUAUAUGAGUGAGAAGAUCAGCACGAAGUUCCCAAAAUAUGUUCCGACAGAUACGGACAUUGAAACGUGUAUUUACAACAAUUGGUGGGAUUUGGCGAAGAAGAUCGUGAUGCUUUCUCACGAACAAGACAUUGACUUGACUUCUUCUGUUCAUUCUGCCAUUGAAACGGUUCAGAAGAACUCUAAGGAACUUUUAAAUUUAUUGAGUAAACACUAUAACGAGUUGGAUGUAGUUAACGCGGCCUUGCAGUGGGCAGAAUCACCUAAUGAAGUGUUUUUAGCCAUCAAAUUCUCGGCAAGAUGGAGUAGUCCGGGUGCCCUGCAAGUUGAAGACGAGGUUUUGAACGUGGACAAGGACAGGCUCCAGUACAGUGGAAUCGGAACGCACUCGGGUAAGAGGAAGAAGUACCAGGUUGACCUGCACCUGUUCAACAAGGUCAUCGGCAACGAAACCAAGGUGACGCCAGUGUCCAUGGGCAGGUUCUCAAUCACGCUGAAGAAGGAGAACCCGGGCGUCUGGAACAGCCUAAACAAAUCGCAAGAGAAGCUGCCCAAUCAGCAGAUAUGGUGGGAGAUGAAGGAAAAGUACCAGGACGAGUGCGACAAGUUCCUCGAGGAACUGGAAGAGGAGCUGUAA
Messenger RNA from Theileria orientalis strain Shintoku, 732 nucleotides. RefSeq lists its product as uncharacterized. Gene Ontology annotation, molecular function: Hsp90 protein binding; protein-folding chaperone binding. Bases 1 to 732 code for a protein of 243 amino acids. NCBI's taxonomy places the organism in Eukaryota, Apicomplexa, Aconoidasida, Piroplasmida, Theileriidae. Gene Ontology annotation, biological process: chaperone-mediated protein complex assembly; protein folding. The transcript has 5 exons. Gene Ontology annotation, cellular component: nucleus; cytosol. The record is from RefSeq and is a predicted model, not a curated record.